Molecule: messenger RNA, 516 nt
Organism: Notothenia coriiceps (black rockcod)
Lineage: Eukaryota; Metazoa; Chordata; Actinopteri; Perciformes; Nototheniidae
Product: transformation/transcription domain-associated protein-like
Exons: 4
Coding region: 1-516 (171 amino acids)
Source: RefSeq, a predicted model, not a curated record
AUGCCGUCGUAUAGCCAUCAUAUUAUAGCUGGCAGUCCUUUCAGGGAGCCUCUGAUCAAGUUCCUGACGCGUCACCCAUCUCAGACGGUGGAGCUGUUCAUGAUGGAGGCUACGCUCAACGACCCCCAGUGGAGCCGCAUGUUCAUGAGUUUCCUGAAACACAAAGAUGCCAAGCCUCUGAGAGACGUGCUGGCUUCUAAUCCGAACCGCUUCGUCCCCCUGCUGGUUCCCGCUGGCACUGCAGCCACGGUUCGACCCGGAUCGCCCUCCACCACCACAGCCAGACUGGACCUGCAGUUUCAGGCUAUCAAGAUCAUCAGCAUCAUAGUGAAGAACGAUGAGGGCUGGCUGGCAGGGCAGCACUCCCUGGUCAGCCAGCUGAGACGAGUGUGGGUCAGCGAGGCCUUCCAGGAAAGACAUCGCAAAGACAACAUGGCCGCCACCAACUGGAAGGAGCCCAAGCUGCUGGCGUUCUGCCUGCUCAGCUACUGCAAGUAUGUACACUCAUUCAAAUAG